GAGGGGGUGCGUCUCGGCGAGUCACGAUGAUGGCGGCCACCAGUCUAUGGUGAGCUAGCGGGUUCUCUGCUGGUUUCGCAUAGCCCCUUGAACCUCCUGUAGACCUUGAGGCUGGCGCCAGGCGUGUGAAGAAGCACUGCAGCCCGAGCUCGCGAGGAAAGCCGCAGUCGCGGAGGCAGCGGCGCGGCCCAGGACCAGGGCUGGGGGAGAGGCCGCUCUGCAGGGCGAAUGUGACAAGCCCCCACCCCCACCGCCUUCCUCCCGAGUGCGCGAGGAGCGCGGGCGACCCCAGGGCCCCGCCAGGCCACAGACCCCGCCCAGCGGCCAGCACCCGGAGCAGGCCCGGCAGCGGAGCUGCGCGGCGGCACCAUGCAGAUCACCCUGAAGACCCUCCAGCAGCAAACCUUCAAGAUCGACAUCGACCCCGAGGAGACGGUGAAAGCACUGAAAGAGAAGAUUGAAUCUGAAAAGGGGAAAGAUGCCUUUCCUGUAGCAGGUCAAAAAUUAAUUUAUGCAGGCAAAAUCCUCAAUGAUGAUACUGCUCUAAAAGAAUAUAAAAUUGAUGAGAAAAACUUCGUGGUAGUUAUGGUGACAAAACCCAAAGCAGUGACAACACCAGCACCGGCUACAACUCAGCAAUCAAAUUCUGCCACCACUACCACAGUUAGUUCCUCCACAGCACCAGCUGCGGCUCAGGCCCCAACCCCAGCCCCUGCUUUGGCUCCUACUCCCACUCCUGCAUCCAUCACCCCAGCAUCAACGACAGCAUCUUCUGAACCUGCACCUGCUAGUGCAACGAAACAAGAGAAACCUGCAGAAAAGCCAGCAGAAACACCAGUGGCUACUAGCCCAACAUCAACUGACAGUACAUCAGGAGAUUCUUCUCGGUCAAACCUUUUUGAAGAUGCAACAAGUGCGCUUGUGACAGGUCAGUCCUACGAGAAUAUGGUAACUGAGAUCAUGUCAAUGGGAUAUGAACGAGAGCAAGUAAUUGCAGCCCUGAGAGCCAGUUUCAACAACCCUGACAGAGCAGUGGAAUAUCUUUUAAUGGGAAUUCCUGGAGAUAGAGAAAGUCAGGCUGUGGUUGACCCGCCUCCAGCAGCUAGUACAGGGGCUCCUCAAUCUUCAGUGGCUGCAGCUGCAGCAACUACGACAGCAACGACAACAACAACAAGUUCUGGAGGACAUCCUCUUGAAUUUUUACGGAAUCAGCCUCAGUUUCAACAGAUGAGACAAAUUAUUCAACAGAAUCCUUCCCUGCUUCCAGCAUUGCUACAACAGAUAGGUCGAGAAAAUCCUCAGUUACUGCAGCAAAUUAGCCAACACCAGGAACAUUUUAUUCAGAUGUUAAAUGAACCAGUUCAAGAAGCUGGUAGUCAAGGAGGAGGGGGUGGAGGUGGCAGCGGAGGAAUUGCAGAAGCUGGAAGUGGUCACAUGAACUACAUUCAAGUAACGCCUCAGGAAAAAGAAGCUAUAGAAAGGUUAAAGGCAUUAGGAUUUCCUGAAGGACUUGUGAUACAGGCAUAUUUUGCUUGUGAGAAGAAUGAGAACUUGGCUGCCAAUUUUCUUCUACAGCAAAACUUUGAUGAAGAUUGAAAGGGACUUUUUUUUUAUCUCACACUUCACACCAGUGCAUUACACUAACUUUGUUCACUGGAUUGUCUGGGAUGACUUGGGCUCAUAUCCACAAUACUUGGUAUAAGGUAGUAGGUUGUUGGGGGUGGGGAGGGAGGGAUCUAGGAUAUAGGGCAGGGAUAAAUACAGUGCAUGUCUGCUUCAAUUAGCAGAUGCCGCAAAUCCACACAGUGUGUAAAAUAUUAUACAACCAAAAAUCAGCUUUUGCAGGUCUUUAUUUCUUCUAUAAAACAGUAGGUAACUUUUCCUAGGUUUCACUCUUUUUAGUAUACUAGAUCCAGAAGUGUAGUGUAAUGCCCUGCUUUAUAUUUCUUUGACUUAACAUUGGUUUCAGAAAGAAUCUUUGCUACCUAGAAUCUACAGUCUAUUUCAACACUGGAUAAUGGCUUUGUGAAAUUGAAAAAAAAAAAAAAAAAUUGGAGCAACGGUAAACAGAAAUGCCAAAUUAUUGAUGGUUAUUGUUGCUGCUUCAAAUAAGUAUAAAAUUAAUGUGUAAGAAAGCCCAUUCUUUCAUGUUAAAUACUUGGGGUGGGGGGAGGGGAGAAGGGGAAACUUUUCUUAAAAUGAAAAUAAUUACUGCUAUUUUAAAAUCUCUUGAUCAUUGAAUGUGAGACCCUUCUAACAUGAUUUGAGAAGCUGUACAAGUAUAGGCAGAGUUAUUUUCCUGUUUACAUUUUUUUUGGUUUGUUUUGGGGAAAAAUUGGUAGGUGUCUAAUUACUGUUUACUUCAUUGUUAUAUUGCAGUAAAAAGUUUUAAAACCACGGUUGCAUGUUUGCUUUUGAUGUAUCCCUUUGUGGAAUUAGCACUUUGGGGCCAAUGGAGAAAUGCAGCAUUCACUCUCCCUCUUUUCCCCUUUCCUCAGCAGAAAUGUGUUUGUCAGCAAGUCGUGAAUUUCAACUGCUGCCUUUUUUAAAACCCACAAAAUGCUGAUUAAGUUCAGAAUUAAUGCAAAUGUCUCAAAACUGGGUUUCUGAUAUUUGUAAAUGUUUUUCCUUAUUAGAUAAGAAUGUAUGACCAUUAAAGUCUUUAGGAUUAUUUGCUUUCAAAAAGAGAAGGUGGACAGAGCUAUAAUCCAGCAUCUUUUAUCGCAUUGGAAAGACUGGCAAAAAUCUUUUGGAAGGGUUGGGAAAUGCGGCUGGAAAAAUACUUUGGAAAAUAUACAAUCAAGAUAUCUCAUGGCAUAUUAAAAGAAAAAUCUUAAUAGCA
Messenger RNA from Phacochoerus africanus (Common warthog), 2842 nucleotides. It is a transcript of the gene RAD23B, whose product is annotated as RAD23 homolog B, nucleotide excision repair protein. The transcript is spliced from 10 exons. Gene Ontology annotation, biological process: proteasome-mediated ubiquitin-dependent protein catabolic process; nucleotide-excision repair. Gene Ontology annotation, cellular component: cytosol; nucleoplasm. Lineage: Eukaryota; Metazoa; Chordata; Mammalia; Artiodactyla; Suidae. Bases 370 to 1596 code for a protein of 408 amino acids. The record is from RefSeq and is a predicted model, not a curated record. Gene Ontology annotation, molecular function: proteasome binding; polyubiquitin modification-dependent protein binding; damaged DNA binding.